AUGGACACAUCACCGCAGGCGGGCUCCAGCAAUGUGACCGUCGAAUACACUGAUCCAUCCGGCCUAUUCCCUCUGGUCCAGCCCAUCUUCGAAAACAAACUCCCGUUCAAGAACCUCCACUGGAAGUCCCCCAGUCGUCCCGUCCGCUCGAUCGAAUCCCUCCGCAUCGGCUUCGUCCCUGCAGUGCAACAAGACAAUACAGAGCGCAAACCCUCUAGUGAUACGCCCCCUGGUACUGUUCCACACCGACGCCAUCAGAUUCCAGGUCUACGACAGACGCCAUACUUGAAGAUCUACCUACUUCGAUGCGACGAUAACGACACCUACAAGGCCACCGCCCGGAAAGCAGUGCGCGAAUGGAUCAAAACCCAAGCCUCGACGCCACAAAACAAUACCUCUUCUUCGUCGACGACUACUUCUAGUAGCCAGGAGAAACACGAUGCCUUUGAGUGGUUGGUUGUCCAUGUCGUGCAGGAUGGAGACGGCGCUGAGAAGGCCGCGAGUACGUCGAAAUGGGGCCAGCGUACCACUUCUGUGCUGGAGAAGCUCAAGGCCGACUUUAACGGAUCGUCAAAGUCUUCAGUAGACCGGGUCGCUCAGUUACGGCUUCCUAAACCGGGAACAACGCAGAAACCGUCCGAGCUGUCUGAUCAAAUCGAGGACUUGGUGGAAAAGAUGAAGAAUGCGAUUCUGGCGUCGUUUGAUCUCCGGGUUGCACAGUAUGAAGAGGAUAUCAAGGAGAAGGACUCGCAACGGAGUCUUCCAGGUUGGAACUUCUGUACGUUCUUCAUCUUGAAGGAAGGUCUUGCGAGAGGUUUUGAGAACGUGGGAUUGUUUGAAGAUGCGCUAGUUGGGUACGAUGAGCUUGCUGUUGGGCUGGAUAGCGCAAUCCAUGAGCAGCUUGAGGGAAGUGGUGAUCACCAUGGUAGCGCUUUAUUGACGUACAGCAAGGAUUGGAAUGGGAUGGCCAAAAAGGCACUGGAGUCUCUGCCGGCUGGAGGUGAUGAUCCGAAGAAUGAGGGCGAGGGGGAAAUUACCCCGAUUCCGGGAAUCGAAUCUAGCGAUUUUCCAUUCGAUUCAACUAAAAAGCCCUACCGGGAGAUGAUCUUGGCCAGUGAUAUCUCCAUUUUCGAUUUCCGGACCUACGUCUUUUCGCGACAACUGACGCUACUUCUGAGGGCAGCACGAGCCCCAUCAGUGGUCAACGAGGACCAGGAAUUAUUCAAGAAGGAAAAGAAGCCUGAGAAUUUGAUGCUGCUUUCAGAAACAUGCGAGAGAGCCACUGAGUUCAUCGCUCUUGCGGCACGGACGCUCCGAUGCGAUCUGGAAUAUGGCCUGGCCGAGGUGGACAACGCAUCCAAGGCCGAAAUAAUCAACAACAUUGUGUCUUCCUGGACGUAUGCUGCUACGUCGCAAAUCCUGUCUCAGACUACAGCACCAAGCCUUACGCUUCCUGACACCAUUCGUGCCAUCGAAAAGUCGAUGGAGUCUUCCUCAUCAUCAGCUGCCGCCGAGAUCAGACCUGAUGUUCCCAAACGCUCUAGUUCCCUGAUUACCUCGCCUGCUCCUCGCCCCCCUCGUCCAGCAAGUCAGGAUAUCUUUGAUGUCCUUGCUCCUGUCCACACCCGUCCUGGAUCGGAUCCGAAGCCUGUGCCUAGUCUAAACCCUAAAACUGGUUCAGAGCAACUGGCGUCUGGAAGGGGGGAGUUAUAUUUGCUGUCUCGCCGGGUUCUGGAAGAUAUUGCUGGACGGCGUGGCUGGAAAGAGAAAUGGAAUGACCUCGGUCUUCUUUUCGACAGUAAAGGUGCUGGUGAGGGAGGAGACAUGAAAGAAAUAUCGUUGGACGAUGCGCAACUGGGCGGGACCCAAGUGCCUCCCAAGCCAACCUCAUCUUCUCUCUGCGGUAUUGACCUACCCGGACUGAAGACUGCUUUGCAAUCGAGACGCGCCUUCCGCGCUCUGUAUGAGGAACUCACAGAUCAGAUGUUCCGUCAUAAUAUCGCAGCAAAUCGUCCCUAUUCCGCCGAGAUGGCUAUUGCAGACACUGCUUUACUACGAUACCGUCAAGCCGACUACAGCGCAGCGGCAGCCCACUUUCACCAGAUCGCCCCGUUCUACGGCAAUAAGCACUGGAACGUCCUGGAGGGAGCUAUCUUGGAGGUGUAUGCGCGGUGCUUGAAGGAAUUGAAGAAGAGUGAGGAAUACGCUCGCAUGCUUCUCCGUCUCCUGGCCAAAUUUGCUGCGCACACGCAGGCCAAUUUGACUGGGCACCAGCAGAAGAUUCUCGGUACUUCUCCUAUAUUAUCGCCGGUGUCUCCGUACGUUGACGAACUAUUCGAGACGUCAAGUACGCUGCAGAAGGAAGUUUCUGCUUCUUUGUCGGAUUUCUUUGCGGAUAUGCGCGUUGACCCUGUGGUUCUUCAUUACGAAGAUAGAGAUGGGUUCCAGGUUCAGCUUUACUUGCGUUUUCUGUUAGGGAAACAGAUUGAUGUCGAUACCGUCAAGGUCCGGCUUGUCAGUGCCAAUGGGUCUCAGAGUAAUGAGCAUUGGAUUGAGACUUGCGCUAGGACUGUUGUCAAGUCGACCUCGACGCGGUUGCUCAUUGAUUCUUCGACAAGCCUCCAAGGGAAGUACUAUGUGGAUCGCAUUGAGAUGCGAGCAGGCAACAUUUUGUUUACGCUGGGAGGUGGAAAACACUCUGCCCUUCCCUUGGGCCUCCGAGAAAGCCUAGACGCUACAGAUGAAGAUGGUCGGUCUUAUGUUUACUGCUACCCGCCACCCGAAGGUCUCCAGGCCAGGGUUGUGUCUACCCGCCUGAUCAAUCUGGAAGAGAUGCGGUCACUGGAAUUGGAGCUUCACAGCGGACGAAACAACAUUAAGAGCGGGACGAUUCGAGUACGACCCGCGACGGCUGGGCUUCGACUACGGAGCGCAGAGGCGGAGCUCGUAGAGGGCGACAUGAACAUCACGGCCAAUAAUGAAUCAGGGAAUAUUGAAUUCUCCCAGUUCGGGUCAAGGUCUUUUGUUCGGUUCCGAAUUCCGUAUACGGUCGAGGAGAAUCACCCGAUGUUGUCUGCGCGGGCGGAGGUUACUUACGAGACAGAACAUGGACGGUUUUCGUACUCGUCGGUCCAUAACGUUGUUUCUGCCCUUCCGAUCAGUGUCAAUGUGCAGGAUAUCUUCAAGGAUGAAGCUCUAUUCUCGCGGUUUACGAUCAGUCCGGCUAUGAUGGUCCCUCUGCGGAUACUUGGCUGCAGCAUUCCCAGCUCGGACGUAUAUCAGGUUGAAUCGAAUGUCCGGGAAAAGGUGGCGUGGGAUGUAUUCCCCAAUCAGCCAGCGUCAUUGCUCUACAAAAUUCUGCCACGAAAGGAUGGUAUCGCUUCCCCAGGGGCCAAAGGCUCACUGCGCCUGACUGUUGAGUUCACAUGCAUUGACGACGAGUGUCUGGAUUCUGUUGAAAAGACAUUCCGAGCCGACAUCGAAGCGAGCGAAUUCCGCCGUCAUACGUCUAUACUCACGUCACACAUCAUAGACGCAUUCCGGGCCCAGUUAUCAACGUCAGAUAUGGAAGUAGUCGCACUAACACGGGAGGUUGGGACGCUCGCGUACGAGAGCGUCCGUUGGGAAACCCUUUUUAGCGCCCUGAAAGGCCCAGCUGAGGACUUGCGAAAAUGGCUCGUGGACUGGCACCACAAACACCCGACCAUCACCCUCCCGCCCCAACAACCCAUAAUCCCCAGCCGACGCAUCGUGAUCCCCGUCGACAUCCCAGAGAUCCAGGUUGUGCACACGGCCGAACUUCGACUGGGGCCCCUGGCCGACGCACAACCCACCACCACGCACGCGGCAGUUGGGCAGAUGAUCGCCGCGGAGCUACGCCUACGUCACACGCGGAGAUGGUGUUCACCAGAACACCAAGAGCAUGCUGGUAGCGCGCUGGAAUUCGCAUACGAACUCCAUACCAACCCGGAGUUAUGGCUCGUGGGAGGUCGCCGGCGAGGGAAUUUUCUGGCCUGCGAGGGCGAAACCACGACGUUUGCUGUGAUGCUUUUACCACAGAAGGCAGGCCAUUUGCUUCUGCCGGGGUUGGAGAUUAAGGCCUUUGUGCCGGCUUCAUCUACGCCCACUGUGGUCACAACACCGUCGACGACUGCCGCCACCACACUAGCUGCUGCUGCUACUGCAACAGCGGGAUCGGGCAAUGCCGGGGCACCCUUGCAGCGGAGGCAGAUCGCGUGCGAGGUGGAUUAUCGUAAUCACGGUGAGACGGUGCAGGUGCUGCCGGAUCUCCGCAAGACGACAGUGAGUCUGAGCACGUCUGGGGGGAGCCAGAAUGGCGGAGGAUCAUGGUUGGUUGAUUCCGAGCGACGGGUGUAUAGCAAUAAUAUCACUAGCCAGUGA
Messenger RNA from Aspergillus ruber CBS 135680, 4401 nucleotides. Its product is annotated as putative TMEM1 family protein. Gene Ontology annotation, cellular component: TRAPPII protein complex. The record is from RefSeq and is a predicted model, not a curated record. Lineage: Eukaryota; Fungi; Ascomycota; Eurotiomycetes; Eurotiales; Aspergillaceae. Gene Ontology annotation, biological process: early endosome to Golgi transport; intra-Golgi vesicle-mediated transport. Bases 1 to 4401 code for a protein of 1466 amino acids. The transcript is spliced from 3 exons.